Ilex paraguariensis (yerba mate) is the source of this 206-nucleotide messenger RNA. The record is from the annotation of a GenBank genome assembly. NCBI's taxonomy places the organism in Eukaryota, Viridiplantae, Streptophyta, Magnoliopsida, Aquifoliales, Aquifoliaceae.
GAUCUUGGGAGCCAGGCGCUCGACCUCCAACACCAUCCAUCGGCGACUCUGGACAGAAGACUGGAAAAGACGAAGCCGCCUGCUGUGAUUCUCUGCGUUUGGAUAGAAAGAAGUGGCUAUGGAUGCAAGAUUCGUCGCUCCUAUCAACCCACUCGACUGUGUAUGAAGUGGAAUGGGCUCCAGUUCAUGGCUAUAUAAAACCCUAG